Messenger RNA from Phalacrocorax carbo (great cormorant), 1557 nucleotides. The record is from RefSeq and is a predicted model, not a curated record. NCBI's taxonomy places the organism in Eukaryota, Metazoa, Chordata, Aves, Suliformes, Phalacrocoracidae.
CUAAGGGCUAUCAGCACUGUCGUUCCACAUUCACCCCCAUAUUUCUGCUUGUGGGGUGGGGGCUGGCCAGAAGCCCCCCCAGGCGACUCAUGGGGCUCCUGACCCCAUCCAUCCCAGCCCCACAGGCAGCUGGGGGGGGGGUCUGCUGGGACACCCCUGCAGACGUCUCCCUGCCACGUGCCCCCUCGCCCGCAGUGGGACCUGGUGUGCGCCUCGCGCUGGAAGGUGCCCCUGGAGCAGACCACGCACUUGCUGGGCUGGACGCUGGGCAGCAUCACCGCCGGCCUGGCCUGUGACAGGUUCGGCCGCCGGCCCGCCUUCGUGGUGUCUCUGGUGCUGGCGGUGCCUGUGGGCCUCGGCGUGGCGCUGGCCGUGGACUUCGUCAUGGUCCUGGUGGCACGGCUGCUCUUCGGGGCGGCGCUGGCAGGCGCCUUCCUCUCCCUCUACGUGGCACGGCUGGAGCUGUGCGACCCCCCGCACCGGCUCGGGGUGACAAUGGUGGCCGGCUUCUUCUGGAUCGCCGGGGAGCUGCUGCUGCCGGGGCUGGCCGUGCUGUGCCGGGACUGGCGGGUGCUGCAGGGUGCCGUCACCAUGAUCCUGGCGCUGCUGGCUGCCUGCUGGUGGUGCCCGGCGCUGCUGCUGGAGUCGCCGCGCUGGCUGCUGGCCACGCAGCAGCUGGAGAGGGCCAGGAAGACCUUGCAGGUGCUGGCCGAAAGCAGCAGCCCCGGCUCUGAGGACGACAGCUCCUGCCACCAGGACAGCCUCCUCGCCGAGCUGGAGUCCCUGUCUGAGGGGUCCCCACAGCCCCAGUACCACGCCGUCUGCGAGAUCUUCGGCACCAGGGUCAUCUGGAAGAACGGCGUCAUCCUCGGCUUCGCAGCGUUCAUCGGCUCCGGCAUCCGCCACUGCUUCACCCGCAACCUGGACCCCCACCUGCCCCACUUCUUCUCCUCCUACUUCGUGCGGGUGGGCGCUGAGGCGGCCGCCUGCCUCUUCGUCUGCCUGACGGCCGAGCGCUUCGGGCGCCGUGCCAUCCUCCUCCUCUGCACCAUCCUCACCGGCAUCUCCUCCCUCCUGCUGCUGGCCCUCACCCAGUACUUGCUGGACCUCAUCGUCCUGACCCUGUCGGUGGUGGGCAUCACCGCCUCCCACGCCGUCACCAUGCUCAGCAUCUUCUUCGCCAGCGAGGUCCUCCCCACUGUGGUCAGGGGUGCCGGGCUGGGCCUCGUCGUGGGGGCCAGCUUCGUGGGCAAGGCGGCCGCCCCCAUCACCGCCAUCCCCAACAGCCGCGGCUUCUUCCUGCACCACGUGGUGUUCGCCUCCUUCGCCAUCCUCGCCGUCCUCAGCAUCAUGCUGCUGCCGGAGAGCCAGGGCCGCAGCCUGCCCCAGUCCCUGCAGGACGGCGAGAGCCAGCGCCGGCCCCCCCUUUUCCGCCGACCCCUCCGUGAGGACCACCUGCCCCUUCUCACUCCCCACGGCAUCCCCCACGACUACUCCCGCCUCGCUGCCUCCACCAAGAGGAUGGUGGGCUCCCCGGCCGCCCCCCGUGAGACAUAG